CUCCGUGGCUUUUUUUUUUUAGUGCGCAUUCCCAGGAAAGGAAGGGUUGGGGUUCUGAUCCGCGUCAUUGAAUGGUCGUGUGUAUGGAGAUGAGGGCAGUCGCUACUCUUUGUUUAAAACUUCCAAAGUCCGUCCAGUCUGUUGUCGCAAAAACAGCAGUGAAUCUUGUAAACACGUACAUAUGUAUUUCAAGCUAAGUGACUCGAAUCCAGUUCAUCAGAUGCAUAAAGUGUUCUCCUGGGUUGAUGGGGAACAAGAAGUUGUGUCUUGGAUUUUCUUCAGUAUGGAUGUCACAGGAAGCUUCUUCCACAAACUGCGAACCUUAGCAGUCACUUUGGAGAAAGAGGCUGAGCAGCUCAAGCAGACUUUUCAUACACAUAGCACAGAACUUGAAGCUGAUCCUCCAAUGAGAUAUUUACAUGAACUGUACUCUGAAGUCCGGACAUUAAAGGUUGAAACUGAUAAUACUCUUGGUAAGAGUACUUCAGAAAAAGAUGCUACAUAUGACUUCCUAAAGGCCUGUAAAGUUCUAAUGAAAAGAAAUGCAACAGAUUUUGAGAAAAUAAGUGAUCUGUUCCAGAAAUAUGGUUACAAAUCAUUUGUUGGCAAGGAAACAGUAAUAAAGGAUGAAGCUGAAAACAACCUGGAAGCUACAAUGUCAGAUAAACAGGAGCCAACGCCCCCUGCUUGCUCUGAAAAAUCAUCACUACAAUUUCCACAGCUUUCAGAUUUUGGGCUUUCAAAAUAUGCUUUCCCAAGGACUCUGGGCACAAUGCUCCUGCAAUCCCAUGCACAGAAGAAAGAACCAAGAGUGGAUGAUUCUGAAUGCUUCUCACCCAGGGCAGAACACUUCCAUAUUCAUGGCCGUGACCUGUGUUUAAAUGAUGACACCACAAGUGUGAUGGAUGACCAAACAAUCUUCCUGCUUAAUAAUGCAAAACACAUUCGGCAAGCUAAUAAACUAAGUGGACCAGCAAUGGUACUGGCAUCAAGAGAAUGUCUGGCUACACCUAAGCAAAGAAAUGAAUUAUGUGAUUAUAUGUCUUCACCUGCUAAACCCGUGUUCUGCACACCUGGCUUGAAAAUCUCCCCCAGAAAGAAUAUCACUUUACCAAAAUCCCCAGAGACUAACCAAUCAGACUUGACUGACCCUACAACAGAAACUGUGCUUCAAGAUACAGAGUCUUUGACAACAGAACCUGAACAAAUAUGUGUCAAGGAGGUGGUGCCAAAUAAAAGUCAAACAGAAAGUGCUGUUGCAUCUAUCAAUCUCUCAAACAAGUAUCUGGAAGGUCUUGAAGAACCCUCUCCGCCACCUAUACUGGAUUAUAGAAACAUUCUUAGUACUCCACCACCACCACCUGAAAUAACAGUGAUUCCAAAACAGAUUCUUCAGAUUUUAUCAAAAUACAACCCAAAUGUAGAAACAUCUGGCUCAGUGGAGAAGAUGGCUAAUCGAGGAAUUGGUACACAGUUUGAAAAAGAGCCUACUUUUGGUGUUGCAAACAAAGAAAAUGGAAAGUAUUCUGGAUGAAUUCAACAAGAAGCCUGGUCUGGUUUUUGUCUGGACUGUCUGUGGUGUUCAAGCAUCUUUGCAAGAGUUUAGUAAAUGUAAUGGAAAAGAGAAAACUGUGAGAAAAUACAUGGAUAUGAAGGCUUUUUUUUUCUUUUUUCUGAACAGCUUGAACAAGUUCAACUGAAAUUAUUUCUUUUCUGACACUACUACUUAAAACUGAGAAUAAAAUAGAAACGUCUGCGUACUA
Hemicordylus capensis (graceful crag lizard) is the source of this 1763-nucleotide messenger RNA. RefSeq names its product spindle and kinetochore associated complex subunit 3 (gene SKA3). The transcript has 10 exons. The coding region runs from base 182 to 1534 and encodes 450 amino acids. The record is from RefSeq and is a predicted model, not a curated record. Gene Ontology annotation, biological process: mitotic cell cycle; chromosome segregation. Gene Ontology annotation, cellular component: outer kinetochore; spindle microtubule. Lineage: Eukaryota; Metazoa; Chordata; Lepidosauria; Squamata; Cordylidae.